GUAGACAUCCAUCACAACUUCCGGGAAAGCUACAUGUAUCGUAGGGAAUCCGGAAGGCAACCAAAUUUCGCCUGACAUGGUGAUGACUUUAGUGUUCGUCCUGACAAUGGUCAACUUGUAACUGUUGCGUAAUGCGAGUACAUGCGACACUCAAAUCCCCUGUUGUCCAGAUGGUCUUUGUGUGAACUCAUGAUAUAUUUGUGUGCCGUGACUAAAUCGCAAUUAUGCUGCAGAAAAUGAAUUAGAGAGUCUGUGGAUCGGUGGGAUCCAUAUUGAGAGUCUUCACCAAGACAACCAAUCACAAUGGAAGAUUACAAGUAUCUGUUUAAAGUGGUUCUAAUUGGCAAUGCUGGAGUGGGCAAAACAUGUCUGGUCAGACGGUUCACACAGGGUCUGUUUCCACCCGGGCAGGGUGCCACCAUUGGUGUGGACUUUAUGAUCAAAACAGUGGAAAUUGGUGGAGAAAAAGUCAAGCUUCAGAUAUGGGAUACAGCCGGUCAAGAGAGGUUCCGAUCUAUCACACAGAGUUACUACCAUAGUGCUGAUGCAUUGGUCCUUGUCUUUGAUGUCACGUCCACUGAGAGCUUUAAUGCUCUGCCCAGCUGGCUGAAGGAGGUGGAGCAGUACGCCAGCCCCAAAGUCAUCUCCGUGUUAGUGGGAAAUAAAAUUGAUCUGGCCUCCGAUCGCGAGGUCAGCAAUGAAGAAGCGGAGACGUUUGCCGACACCCAUGACAUGCGUCUGCUGGAAACAUCAGCCAAAGAGUCGGACAAUGUGGACAAGCUCUUCAUGGACAUUGCAGUGGAGCUGACCAACAAUGUACGCAACUCUGACAUCAAGAACUCCCUGCUAGAGGACCCCAUACGAGACCACAGCAGUGUUUCAUUCUGUUGCCGAACGUAAUGCCCAAUCACAGGUGAACACCAGCUCAUUUUUUUUGGUGUAAAAAAAUCUGCAUUGUCUUUUUUUUUUCAGUAUUUCUCCACAUACUGCAACCCAGUCCUUUUUAUUUUACAGCUUUCCUAUCUUUUCCUUCUCUCUUUGUAAGUAUUCUAUAAUCGGCCAUAUUGGGCAUGUAUAGUCAUUCAGUAUUGACCAAUUUAUGAGAAAAUGAAAACUUUGAUGAAGAAAUGUUUGCCAGAUUCCUAUCAGUUAUCUAAAAUUUCAAUGCAUUUGUGCCAAAUAUGGCACAUUAAUCUCCUUGGUAGGAAGUUGCGUACAAGUGCAUAAAGUGACAAGCACUUUCAGUGCUGUGUAUGCGUGCAAUAGCUUAUAAGUGUUUUAUCCAGUUAUUUCAAAGUUAAUUGUCUUGAAAAUUCCACUUGAAACAGACAAAGAAUGGGAGUGCUGGAAAGUGAGCAAAUUGAUGUAUGGUAGAAAUUGAGACAAGAAAAAUUUGUUUAUUAAAUGAAAUAUUGAAAUAUUUCUUAAGAAAAGAAAGAAAAAAAUACUGUAUCAUGUGAAGUUGUGAAAAGACUGUCUGUUUGGAAGAGCAUUGUAAGGUUUUUGAAGUAUUAUAUCAUGUGUUUGGCAUAUAUUUAUGAAAGAGGAAGUUUAAAUGUUUUAUAUUGGUUGUCUAUCAAAAUUUUUUGGGCAUUAAAAUGUGCAAGUACAAAAAGGAAAAAUAAGAAUCGCAUAAUUUAACUUGAGUGUAGCUUCAACUUGCCAUUGUAAUUAGUGGAUUGUUUUGUGCUGUUUGUGACACCUGGUAAAAAAAAGUGACACUGCAUGUAUGAACAUCUAACAAAAGAAGUACGGUGCAAUAACAAUGGAUGCUCAUUGUUAGUGUACUGUGUUUCUUUUGUCAGAUGUUCGUAGUGUGAAUUGAUACAUUUCCUUAAAUUGCUAGUCAAGUCAUGAUAUAAAUGAAAUCUUUAUCUGUACAUUUGACUAUACAUACAUACAUCAAGUUUCUUAAUUUAACAAUUAUUUCAAAGACCAUUUAUCAGUGACCGUAUUACAACUACAUUGUGCAAAUUAGAAACCCUUUUUCGUGCUUUUUGCUGGUGUAUUGUAAAUUGUAAAAGUGGACCUUCUCAGUCUGCAAAAGUGUACAUUUUUUUCCUAUGCAUGGAAUUGCAAAAGGGUGCAUGGCAUAUUGCAUGUACAAGUGUACCCAAGACAGUCAUGUCAUUUUUGUGUCUUCAACUAUUUGCGCAAAGCAGUGGCUAUAUGUAUAUGUAUGCUAAUACUAUGGUUUUCUAUCCACCUGUAUGCCCAAUUCCUGCCAGCUAUAAUGAUGACAAGUGAGUUGUUUGAUGUAGCAAGUUCAUAGAUUCUCUUGAAUUACGUGUACAUGUAUGAACCUAAUAGAGUUUUUACUCUGUCAGUGGUUGAAUAGAUCAUCUGUAAGAGAUGCAGUUGCAUUGUAAUACACUACUCAAAAAAGUUCAGGACCAUUUUUAUUUUGUGAAAACUUUUAUAUAUGAGAUACUUUACAUCUGAAAAUGUGCGUUAAUUUUCUAUUCCAAUGAGAACACCAUCGGCCCCACUCAUUGCUUGGAAAAAAGUACAAAUCAAGAAAAAAGUGGUCCUUAACUUUUUUUGAGUAGUGUACAUCAAGUGUCUUGUGAUGCAAAUCUAGAUUGAAUGUCUUGGCUACGGCUGGUGACAACACGUGCUUAUGGAAGGCAUGUUCUCGCGGCUACAGACCUUUCCCAUAGAUAUAUCUGUUACACCCAGCAAUAGCCAAUUGACUCGGACAUGGCGGAUGACAGUGAUGACUGAAUCAAAAAUCUACUUCAACUGUCACCUAAGUUGACAGUGCUAAAAACUCAAAACAACAAGUAGUUGUGUAAGCAUAUACACGUGUGUAUGCAGAGCCGUAGCAUAGUGAAUGUGUGCACAUUGGGCAUGUCUGAAUUUGACAACAGAGUAGUUCCAUUGUGCAACAAAAUCUUCUCUUGCCAGAACAUUUGUAUUGUGUUGUACAUGUAUAUUGCGGUCUUUGUUCUUGGCCAAAUAAUACUUGUUUAAAAUUGUUAAUACUAUUUAAGUUAUCUCAGUUUUCUUUUUUUUUAUUGUAUGGGUUACCAGCAGCCUAGUGCAAUAUUUGUUCAAGUUGUUUUGCAAUGUGUCAAUUUAUGAGCCAUUUUUUUACAUGCCAUCCAUACCAGUAUUAUUAAUUUGAAUCUUGCCCGUCUUUUUUAUUGCAUGAUGAUUUGUUACAUCUUUACAUGUAUUGCAUCGUGAAUUCACCUUAGACUUGCUGUGGACACCCUGCUAAAUGCUAUCAUAAAGUGCAUUAUGCGCACAGAGAAGUGCAAGGUCUUCUGACACUUAGAUAAAAAACAAAGUCUUUUCUCACUGCGCUGGUUAACAGCAGUCAAAAGAAACUCCGUUCCCGAUUUCAGCAGGGUUAUUUUUUUUUAUCAGUGGCACUAGAGCAGGGAUUUAUUUCCAGUAAUCAUGCAUGUGCAGGAAGAUUGCUAUACUGCGCAGACCUACUUUGGCCUGAUCAUCAUACAUUUGUGAUGAGCAGAUUUAGUUCGCUUAUUUUGCUGUGCAGUUGUGGCCAAAGCCUUCCAUGUAUCAUAAUUAAGGACAAAUUAUUAUGCCUUAUUCGGGUUCAUCGGGCCCUGAUUUUAUGCAAAGUUAUAGCAAAAGACUUAUUACUAUUGUGUGCUGAACGUAAUUACGAACUUUCUGUAAGAUGUUGUAUAAGUAGCAAGGCAGUGAGAGCACUGCAUAUUACACGUAGCAUUCACUUGUUGCAAAUAGAUGGUGGCUUGAGCUUACAACAGAAAGAAUUCAAACUUCUCAAUCAUGCAUUGUUUUUGUCACAUCACCAUCACAUUUGUGGUCCUGAUGACAUAGGGUUUUUCAUUGUCUAAUAAAUCCUGAAAUGACAGCGUAAACAUUGUACACAUGUAUGUGGCUGUCUGGAAAACCCUUUGAAACAUGCUCAGUUUUUGAAUUGUUUUAAUUUAAACAAAUUACAUGUGCAUAAUUUUCUGAUUUCAGCAGUGUUCAACCGAUCUUAUGUAUUCAUAGCUCUUGCUGUUGUGGAAAUUCUUUCUGACCUUUAACAUUUGAAAAAUACAUGAGAGAAAAACUAGGCUGUAAGAUUAUUUUGAAAGGUUAACAUAAAAGUUGACCUUUAGAUCAAGUUUUCUGAAGAUGUACAACUUCUUAAGGGCAUGUCAGACUGUUCCUCCAUAACUGCAUCUGUAUCAUUGAGUCAGCAAUAUGUUGCCUUCUUGCACAUCCCACUAAACUUUUCCUACAUUUACUGUGAAGACAACAUGACCCACUUGAUACAAUUUGGGCAUCUCAGAAUAGUAAGCCUCCAAGAGUUUGCUACGCGUUUGCCAAUCACAAUGCCCGAAAUUUGUCGGCCCAGUGCGCAUUUGGAAAGGUUCAACAGAUUUUUCGCGUUGUGAUUGGCAAAUGCAUUGCAAACUCGUGGAGGCGCACUAUUGUGAGUCGCCCUGUAUUGCGUUAAUUGUGGUCACAAAAUAGGAUUUUGUUUGGGGAAAGUUUUAGCUUAUCACUGAUACAAGUGUAUGAGCGCAUGCUCAGAUUAACACAUCUUAUCAAAUUUCUUCAUCAUCUACCAUUUCGAUGCAAAGCUAUUCGUUUAUGCUUAAUAAAAUUAUCAUUUUGAUAUGGUGCUAUGUGUACAUGACAUUAUGUGAAAGGAAUGCACAGUUAGUUUGUGAGUUUUGUGCCUAUAGGUAGAUUUGGAAAGAGUUCUAUAUAUGGACGCCACUUGACACCCUGUGCAAAAACCCAUGGGCCUGAUCUGAAAGUGUUUCUAGGUUAACGACUUGUUCCCCCCCCCAUUGAACUUUUCUGGACAUAUUUUUGCUUUCUGAAGGGUACUUGGUCACUGUAGGGAAUAUUUAGUGGCGUCCAUAUGUGGAACUCUUCCCGUAGAUUCAAAUGUAGAAGAUAUGUAAAUGUACCGUACUUUGGGAAACUCUGCGAUUUCAGAGAACAUACUUGCACACGUAUACACAAUGUUGUGCAGGUUGCAUGGCUGUGUAUGCUUCAACAACUUGUAGUUUAAUUCAUUAAUGUAGGCAUCUGUUCUGCUUAUAAUGCCCUUUUAUUGUGAGCAAGGUGAACGGGUCGCAUGUAUUAAAGAUUUGCUUAAAGAAUCUUUUGCUUUCCAGUUUUUAGGCUACUGAAAGAGCCAAUGUGUAAUGUUAAGGGUUUGCUUUUAGCUGCCACAAAUAAUUUUAGCGCAAGUGAGAAUAACUGGGAGCCUAACAACAAUGAAUGACACAGUUGAGUUCAACUCACCCUACUCUUGUAUCUUCACCCAGGUUGAAUCAUGAUUUGCUAGCGCACUUUGUCAAGAUGAACUCCAAGUCAAAACAUUUCCAACUCUGGCCAGAAAUCUCCACAGUCUCCUUUAAAAUCGCACAUUCUGUACUACAGACAGUAAAUGGUGCAGAAGCAUGUAUAUUUUGUGCCUAGGUGCUUGCAUUUUGCAAGAAAAAUAAGGCACUCUUUAGUCUUGAUGACAAGAGGAAUGUCCAAAGUUCAAUAUGCAAUCCCAGGGCUGUAGUGUCAGUGACCUUUAACCUCUAGUGGGCUGACAACAUAUCCCAAUUGGGCUACUUAGCCAAUCAGGCUAAUAAAAUGCCUUUUGUCUUGUGAUUUUUCUCUUCUGCCAAGUUGUAUCGCUAAUCUUCAACAUCUCAGUGGUCAUUUAUGUUUUGUCAUCUUUUUAAUGGGCAUACAAAACCGACUUCCUCAUGACCCCCGACCCUAAAAGUAUACGGUUGUGUGGUCAAUUUUUUUUCCAAUCAAACUUUAUCCAAUUUUUUGAAAGUAUUGUAACCUCUACCCCUGCAUGUUUAGCAUGCUUGUGAAAAGGAUUGGGAAAAAUGAAUAAUACCUUACUGGCCCCAUUUUCCAACUUUUCCUCAAAAUGAACUGGCUGAUUAAUGGCCUGCUAUACAUCUAUGUACAGGCAUAUAGUGUGGUUAUAUUCACUGCCCCCCAAAAUUGUAUGAAGCAAGUCUAUGAACUUUUUAAAAGUUUAUAAUUUAUGUUAUGUAUGUACGAGUCUCAGUUUUUGUCCCAGUAAGUUUGGUCCCAUGUGAAAAAGAGCAUCUGUUUUGUUACAAGCCUGUUCCCUAAAUGUUCCCCUUUUUUCACCAGCAGUCAAUACUUGUCCCAUUCCCUUUGCAUACACAGUAUCACCGGUAGUAAAGCAAGGUAAAGAGCCAGACUUAAUUUACAAAUGUAAUGCUUUGUAAGGUUCCAAAUGUGUCUAAUUAUCAGAUAUGGGCUAUUGCUUGUCAAAGAUGAAAUUCAAUAAAACAAAAAUCCACAUCCAAAGAAAACUA
Acanthaster planci (crown-of-thorns starfish) is the source of this 6299-nucleotide messenger RNA. It is a transcript of the gene rab30, whose product is annotated as RAB30, member RAS oncogene family. The record is from RefSeq and is a predicted model, not a curated record. Lineage: Eukaryota; Metazoa; Echinodermata; Asteroidea; Valvatida; Acanthasteridae. Gene Ontology annotation, molecular function: GTP binding; GTPase activity.